Molecule: messenger RNA, 264 nt
Organism: Colletotrichum orchidophilum
Lineage: Eukaryota; Fungi; Ascomycota; Sordariomycetes; Glomerellales; Glomerellaceae
Exons: 1
Coding region: 1-264 (87 amino acids)
Source: RefSeq, a predicted model, not a curated record
AUGCUGAAGUCACGCCUCACCGACGGUCAGCUCGCCAGCCCGGCAUGCACUGUAGCACCUCAGCUCAACCCAGCCAGGGUUGUGCUUUCCAUCUUGCCCCAUGCAGCCAGCAGAUCCUCGCAUCUUGGUUCCUUCCGUAACUCCCACCGCGGCACCGCAAUGCACCUUGGUCCAGAUGAUGUCUAUCACUGGGUCAGCUUCCCGAUCCAGGGAUGCCGAUUUUGCCGGUCUAGAUUGCUGCAUGCGGUGAACCUGCACAUCUAG